AUGAUUUUGAUGGAUGAGGAGGGAAGGAAAAUUCAUGCAUCUUGUGUGAAAAAAUGGUUUCCAAAAUUCAAACGCUAUCUUAAAGAACAUAGUUCAAUAUAUGUGAAGAAACCUAACGUCGCACCAAAUACUUUAAAAUUUAAGUUUGCUGAUCCAGAAAGAAAACUUAACUUUUACCACGAUACAACUGUGAAAGAGUGUGAAAACUUUUCUGGAUCUGCACACGGCUUUGAUUUUGUUGACUUCAAUACGAUCGUUUCGAACAACAUCCUGGAGUCAAACUCUUUUGAUAUUAUUAGACACAUAUUUGAAUAUGGGUGUACGGAUACAUCUGAAGAAGAUAAAUCAAAACACAAAAUGCUCUUGCAUCUUCAAGAUAUAGAGGAUACUAAGCUUAAGUUUGCCAGAGUCAAGUUUAUUAAUGGUCGUCCUUUUUCCUCCACCUACUUUGAUGUUAGUAGGUUGUUCAUAAACAAUUAUAUCGAUGAGAUUACAAGCUACAAAAACAAAUUGGUUUUUGAAAAUGGACAACAACUUUCAUCAAGUGGAAUCAAGAUGAUUGCAUCAAAACAAGACACGAAACACGAUGACUUUAUGAAAAAUCAUCUGUUUUCUAACAUUGAUGAUUUGUUUGAACCUUUAGAGGAGAAAACGGUCAUUAUUGUUGGUACUUCGGCAAAAGAAAAAGAGUCUUCUACUGAUAAGGUUGAUGGUUCUCAUGAAGUGGCUGAAAUUGUUACUUAUGAAUGUGCUAAUCCUAAUUGCAAAAAUAUCAAAAUUUCGGUUAUUCGAAGAUUUAAAAUCCCACUUCCUAAAGAGUUGUAUGAUAAAAACAAGAAGCCUGCUAAUUCAGAUUCAUUCAUGAUUGGUUCUUCAGAUAUUGCCUCCCAAGAGACCAAAGUUGUCAAGGAUUCUUUUUCACACACAGGUGAAAAUUUAACACCGUGUGCUAGGGACAACUCAACUGCAACAAGUCCUACAAAGUUGUUUUCUACACCAACAGAAUUGAAAAGAAACCUUGCUACAUGCAUAGAUCUUGAUGAAAUGGAGAAUAUGUCUACCUCUAAAACUCCUCGGUUGCCAACACCAGAUGAACAACCAAUCCCUCUUUUGGUACCCAAGAAAGAAAAGUAA
This is a messenger RNA of Lactuca virosa, 1134 nucleotides long. NCBI's taxonomy places the organism in Eukaryota, Viridiplantae, Streptophyta, Magnoliopsida, Asterales, Asteraceae. The record is from the annotation of a GenBank genome assembly.